CGCUGCAAGAUGGCUGAGUUGAAUUUGGGGAAGGGGCUGACUGCGGGGAAAGUGGCCAGCAACGUCCAGAAAAAGCUAACCAGAGCCCAGGAGAAGGUUCUCCAGAAGCUGGGCAAAGCUGAUGAGACCAAAGAUGUUGCCUUUGAGGAGGGAGUUAUCAACUUCACCAAACAAUAUGCCGAAGGCAGCAAACUGCAGAGGGACCUUAGGGCGUACUUGGAGGCAGUGAAAGCCAUGCAUGAGUCCUCCAAGAAUAUGCAGGCAUGUCUGGCUGACAUGUAUGAGCCAGACUGGUACGGCAAGAACGAAUUGGAGUCCGUUGUGGAGGACUGUGAUGUACUUUGGACUGAUUACCACCAGAAGUUGGUCGAUCAUGCUCUCAUCUCCAUGGAUACUUACCUGGGCCAGUUCCCUGAUAUCAAGGCUCGUAUAGCUAAGAGGGACAGGAAAUUGGUCGAUUAUGACAGUGCCAGGCACAACUACGCUGCCACGCACAAGACCAAGAAAAAAGACGGGGGCAUUAAAAUUACCAAGCCCUCCUCUUUGUUGGAGAGGGCCACUCCAGGUUGGGCUCAGGGCAUCCUCUCUGCACACAACGUUGCCCAGAGCAGUCUGUCCAGGAGCCAGGCUGAGGAGGAGUUGGAGAGAGCCCAGAAGGUGUUUGAGGAGAUUAAUAUUGACUUGCAAGAGGAGUUACCUUCACUCUGGAACAGUCGUGUUGGGUUUUAUGUCAGCACCUUCCAGAGUUUGGCUGGUUUCGAGGAGAAGUUCCACAAGGAAAUGAGCCGGUUGGAUCAGGAUCUGUAUGACAUUUUGGAAAAUUUGGAGCAAACAGACACAACCAGAAAGACAGGUAACCGCGGCGCCUCAUUGUCAGGAGCAAAUAGGAGUGCCAAAGAACCAUCUAACCACACUCUCAGGCCGGGAGGACCACCCCCAAUCCCUAAAUCUCCAUCCAAGCUAAAGCCAGCAUUGCCCCCUCCACCCAAGGUGACCCCAUCUAAGGAGAUGAAAACAGAGAACAUCAUCAACCUGUUUGAUGCUGCAGCUACUCCUGAUAUCAGUGUGACCUCCCCUACAGAGCCUGCAAACUGGGACUCAUGGGAUGAGUCUGCAGCAGCUGCUGCAGCAACGCCAGAAGAAGCAGCGGCAGAAGAGACACCUGCAGUAGCAGCAGAAUCAACAGAAGCAGCAUCAGAACCUGCAGAAAUGCCACCUGGCUUCUUGUUCAAGGUCCAGGUGAUGCAUGAUUAUGCUGCCAACGACACAGACGAACUAGAGAUGAAGGCUGGAGAUGUGGUGCUAGUAAUCCCCUUUGAAAACCUGGAGGAGCAGGAUGAGGGCUGGCUGAUGGGAAUAAAGCAUGACGACUGGCAGCAGAACAAAGAAAAUGCCACUAAAGGAGUAUUCCCCGAAAACUUCACCCAGAGGCUGUGAAUGAUGAGGACAAGACAUCAUUCCAGCUUCUUUCUUUAUGUCUCUCUUCUUCUUGCCGCUAUCCUUCAUACCCUCUCU
Xiphias gladius (swordfish) is the source of this 1515-nucleotide messenger RNA. It is a transcript of the gene bin1a, whose product is annotated as myc box-dependent-interacting protein 1. Gene Ontology annotation, molecular function: phospholipid binding; tau protein binding. The record is from RefSeq and is a predicted model, not a curated record. Lineage: Eukaryota; Metazoa; Chordata; Actinopteri; Istiophoriformes; Xiphiidae. Gene Ontology annotation, cellular component: plasma membrane; cytoplasm; synaptic vesicle. The transcript is spliced from 18 exons. The coding region runs from base 10 to 1437 and encodes 475 amino acids.